Malaclemys terrapin pileata is the source of this 3646-nucleotide messenger RNA. RefSeq names its product serine protease 27-like. Lineage: Eukaryota; Metazoa; Chordata; Testudines; Emydidae. Gene Ontology annotation, biological process: proteolysis. Gene Ontology annotation, molecular function: serine-type endopeptidase activity. Bases 1282 to 2355 code for a protein of 357 amino acids. The transcript is spliced from 9 exons. The record is from RefSeq and is a predicted model, not a curated record.
GCUGGGGGGCCCGCCCCCCGGCAGGCUGUAAGUGGUGAUAUUGACAACCCCGAAGGUGGCGUUGGGCACGUGCCGCCCGAUCCAGUCCAGCUCCGUAAGCGGCUAUUGGCUAACGUCAUCGUCGGCAAAAUCACCGCGUGGUGUUUGGGUAGGUUGAGCUCGUUCUUGGCAGACGGCAAAAGAGUUAAAAACGCGAACGGAUAUCAGAAAGUUUGUCAAAAUAUCAGAGCCGGGAAAUGACCCGGAAUGUGAUACAGAGACAGUCCCACAGGAGCCACCUGCCACUAAGAAAAGCAGGACAUGGAAGGAAGAAAAAUAAACGUUUCAGGACCAGCGGGAAAGGCAGUUUCUUGUGUUUCUGAAGCCAUCUGAUUCUGUCUCUGAGCAAGUGGCAGUGUGCGCUGUUUGGAAGAAAGAAAUGUAUCAAAUUAAAGUUGACACAAUGCAAUGUCACCAUAGCACUCAUGCAGGGGAAGUUGAAGAGAAUUACCGCGGUGAGUUUCAGGGGCACAAACUGUUACGGGAGGCAAAAACCGAGCUUGAAAGACAACAGCGAUGACUCAGCAAUUUUUUUGAUUCAAGUGUAUUGGAUUUGGGUGGCUACUUUUAAAGCUGCACUACUGUUGGGGGAAAGCAAGGAAACCAUUCAGCAACGGAGACUUCAUGAAGAAAAUUGCUCUUGGCUGUGCAACAAGAAAGUUACACUUUCCAGAGAGGUACCGCUGAGCAGCAACAUUUUGCAGAGGAUCCCGAGAGAUCUGGUGAAUUUUCGACACAACGAAAUAGCCGGAAAAGUCGCAGCAAGCCCUUUCUACAGCCGGUGCUUGGAGGAGAUCCUUGAUGUCACGAGGAAUCCCAAGAGGUCCUUACAGGACCGCCUGAGGCUGACCACAUAUCACUGGGGAAGAUGAGAAGAGAAUGAAAACCGCCGUGGCCAGAACAUUGAGACCCAGCAACCUAAGACCUGGAGGAAGCUGGAUUCCUUCCGCGUCUCCACAGGGAAGAUUCCCAAGGUCAGGACCCCAGCAGACCCCGCACUCACCCUCCAGAAGGGGCAGCAGCAGCAGGAACAGGGCGGCCAGCAGGCAGCUGAGAACACCCAUGAUACCGGCUCCCGCAACUCCAGCCGGCUCCUCCGAGGGCUAGGACCAAAACCCAGACCGGGAGGACAAAGUCACCGGCUGCAAUUUACAGGCUGCACGUCACAUUCACAAACAGAGUAUAAAACCACAAGGCAGGAUUCUGUCCCAGACACCACUGAAGCCAGGUGCAUCUGGAGGAAUGUGGGGCAUGAGAGGUCUAAGCUGUCUGCUGGCCUUUCGGCUGCUGCAGGAGCUGCCCUUGCUGGAAGCUUGUGAGCAGCCAACAGGAUCUCCCCGCAUUGUGGGGGGUAAUGAUGCCAAGAAUGGGGCCUGGCCCUGGCAGGUCAGCAUCCGUGAAGGCAGCAACCAUAUCUGCGGAGGGUCCCUCAUUGCUGAGAGCUGGGUGGUGUCAGCAGCUCAUUGCUUCAAUGGGGACAAGUCUGCCUAUCAUGUGAACCUAGGGGAAUAUCAGCUCCAGAACCCCUCUGAAAGUCUGGUAUCUUUUCCCAUCAAGGAGAUUUACCGCCAUCCCAGCUACACCAAUAUCGGGUCCAGCGGUGACAUCGCACUGGUGGAGCUGGAAACCCCUGUGAACUUCAACAGAGUUAUCCGCCCCAUCUGCCUUCCGGCCUCCUCUGUGGAGUUCCCUGCGGGCAUGGAGUGCUGGGUGACCGGCUGGGGUGACACUCAGUACGGAGGGAGCCUGGCAGCCCCCCAAACGCUGCAAGAGGUGCAGGUUCCCCUGAUAGACAGAGACACCUGCAACAACCUCUUCAACACUGGCUCAUACCCAGACGACCCUCAGGGGAUUGAUCCCGUCAAGCAGGAUAUGAUCUGCGCAGGGUAUCCACAAGGGGAGAAAGAUGCGUGUCAGGGCGACUCUGGGGGACCCUUGGUCUGCGAAUGGGACAACGCGUGGCUCUUGGCUGGGGUGGUGAGCUGGGGUGUGGAAUGCGCGCGCCCCAACCGCCCAGGGGUCUACAUCCUGCUGCCCCCCUACGCCGACUGGAUCCAGGGCUAUGUCCCCACCAUACCCUUCACCGUGCGUAGUAUGUCCGUCAUGCAGCACAACAGCGCUAGUGCUAGCCCUUUGGGAGCCCUAAGGAACAUUUUGGGGUCCUCCCCCACCCACACUAGACUAAAACAGGUAAAGCGGAUAGGGGGCCCCCUUGGGCUGCUCGGGGCCCUAAGUUAUUGCCUAGUCUACUUAUGCCUAGUGCCCCCUCUGCCUGCCAUGCUUCUCCUAGCUGCAGUUGUCCCCAUGAGCCUGUGAGAUGCACCCCCCAUGCCCCAGUGCAUCCCACCAGGCCCCCAUCAAAGCCCCCUCCAGAUGGGGGUUCACAAGCAGUCAAGCCGUAGCUUCCCUCUCCCACCUGGUUCAAUGCCAAAUUGUGUCCCUAUACCCUUCCAUUCUCUGCCCCCCCAUCCCUCUCUUGGGCUCUUUGCCAGCCACCCCAUGGCCUCCUUUGAGGCCUCUUUACACUCCUCUGCUGGGCGCCAAAAUAUCUCUCUGCUUUCAGGAAGGGGCUGUUAUUUCCUUUUCCUUCACUCCCUGGCAGCUCCGCUUCUCUGGCCUGUUUUUCCCUUUCCACAUUCUCUGCCUCAGUUUCCCCACCACACACCUGGACACCUUCCAAGACACUGGCACUGCAUUGGCUUGUGGGGGGACCCCAUCCUCAUAGCCUCACUCCCAUGUGUGCUGCUGCAUCAGCUGCUGCCCCAUUGCCCCACCAAUAGGCUUGUGCCUGGGCGAAUGGUGGGUGGGGGCUGCAUGCACAGAUCCUGGGCAAGCCCAUGGAGAUAGGGGGACAAGGUGACUUAGCCCUGCAGUGCCCUCAUCUGGCCGUGCUGAGAAUUGCAGACAGUGACCAACCCAAGCCCCAAGAUAAUUUAAGUCCCCCUCCAUCCCUUAGGGGUCUGGGAGGAUUUGAACCCAUGGCAGGGAUGGUGCUAAGAGCACAGCCACAAGGGAUCAUUGCGGUCCUCCAAUCUAGCCUCAUGCACGGCACAGCCCAGAUGGGCCAACCCAGGCCUCCCUCCCUCCCUCCAGCCCAUAUGUGAUGGCUGAGCUAGCACAUGACUCUUAGAAAGGGUGUCAUAAAGAUAGAGAGAAGAGCAGCAUAAAAUCCCUCCUGGCAGCUGUAUGGAAUCACCUUAUCUGUAAGGGGUUAAGUAGGUCAAAUAACCUAGUUGGCACCUGACCAGAGGGACCAAUGAGGAAAGAAGAUACUUUCAAAUCUGCGCGGGGCGGGGGGAGGUUUUGUUUGUGCUCUCUCUUUGUUGUUCCCUCUCUGGAUGGAGAGAGAAGCCAUUUCCUGAAAAUAUACCUGGAAUAAUCCAUCUAAAAUCACCGAAAUUGUAAGUAGGGCAAGGAAAUGCGUUCGGUUAUCUCUGGUUUUAGCUUGUGAAUUUUCCUAUGCUACAGAGGUAGUUUUAGUCCUGUUUUUGUAACUGUGAAGCUGAGCCAGAGGGGAAUUCUUUGUGUUUUACAUCUUUUUAUUUUCCUCUAAAGUUACUUUCCACCCUGCUUUUGCAGCUGUGAUUCUUGUACUUUUUUCUUUAUA